GCGGUUGCUUUGAGAAAGAAAAACUCGAUUCCAACUCCAGGAAGUCUUCUUCACUACUCCCCGUCCCAUCGAUUAUCUGUGGCGGCCAUGCGGGUAGCCGCCAGGGUGGUCGUCCUCGCCCGAGACGCCGCGGGCUACGGCGCAGCCCUCGCUGACGCGCUCCGGCCGUCACCGGGGCUCACGAGGGGUUCCUCACCCUUCGAGCUCCCUCUUGAUAAGUACGGCCUCAACGGCGAGAAGGCCUCCGGCGAGCUCGUCAGCUUCUCUGACUCUAGUGGCUCUCCUCAGGUGUCCUUUUUUGUUCUGCCUGACUAUAGGCCUCCUGUUGCUGCAUGUGCUAUGAAUGAGAUUUUAGCAUUGAUUUCUUCUGAAGCUCCCUCCAUCCAGCCAGUUCUGAUUGUACCAUUCAUCACAAGACCAUCAAGUGCAACAAAAACUGGGCAGUUAACUACACUUCAUGCUGCUGAAAUAGGGGCAUCAAAUGAGUUUACACACUUGUUUGUUGACGGAACUACUAAAACUCCUCCAUCUUUGCAAAUACGUAGUGAACCAAUACAAUGUUUGCUGGAAAUGGUGCGGGUAUUGAAGAUACCCACAGUUCUUCUUGUCACGUCAGGUGGGCAGCACCAAGGCAAAAGCUCUUCAGGCUCUGACCUUGAGGUGCUGCAGUGCGUGGGAGAUCACGUAGCCAAGCACAUCAACUUGGAGUUCUCCAAAGAAAUUGUCAUUGAGACGGGGGUUGAGAAAUCAGCGAGCAUUCAAGAACCCUGGCGUGAACUGUAUAUGUGACGGUUCUAAAACCUAUCGUCUUUGUGCCCUUAUAAAUAGACAUCUUAAGAUUUUAGAUUUGGAUGUCUUCUUUUAAUCUUUUUUUGGCGGCUGGAACUUAUUCUGUUUGCCGUGCACUAGUGAUGAAUUAUGUGAUUUGUGCAAGGUUAUUUCUUUUUGAAGUAAACAUGAACUUUAUUCAUUAGAAACAACCAAGACAUUGUUUAUGAGUAA
Hordeum vulgare subsp. vulgare (domesticated barley) is the source of this 1002-nucleotide messenger RNA. RefSeq lists its product as uncharacterized. NCBI's taxonomy places the organism in Eukaryota, Viridiplantae, Streptophyta, Magnoliopsida, Poales, Poaceae. The coding region runs from base 88 to 789 and encodes 233 amino acids. The transcript is spliced from 4 exons. The record is from RefSeq and is a predicted model, not a curated record.